UAUUUUUUCUGUUCCUUUUCAGUCCUAUUGAGUUUUAUCUUCUGUAUCAGUGAUGUGAGCAGUCUGGAAAUGGCAGCCCCUUGUGAGAACUGGAUUCAGAGCUGUGUUUCCUCAGAUGAGAGUGCUGAUUCUAUGAGGAUGGAGGCUGGUGAUGCAACAUUGGCUAAUCACAACUCCAUAUUCAAGGCCUUUUCUCUACAACAGACAACUACUCCAAGGGAUCCGCUUUCACUGUCUGAUGACAAGUUUUUACCAAACAAGUUUGGCAGUUUGGAGAAAUCUUUUACAUGCUCAACAGGAAAUGCAUCAUGCAGUCCAAGUUACUACUCAGCAGAAGUUCCAUCCUCUGAGAGUUACCGGGUGUCAGGAGAAUUGAGAACAUUUGGACAAAGUGCCAAUGGACAGUGGAGGGGCUUGAUACCCACGCUGGGUUCUAUGUCACAGAAACCUAGAAUGAAUCGAAGCUUGUAUCUCGACACUCGCAAAACCCCAAGUGGAAUGUCAAAUAGUUUUGUAGGGAAGUCAAACCAUCAUUGCCCCAUAUCUGCAUAUGAAAAAACAUUUCCAAUCAAGCCGGUUACAAGUCCCUCGUGCCGUCGCAGCCUGCUGAGUCCCAAGAAAACCCAGAGGAGAUUCGUCAGCACUGCAGAAGAGACAGUUCGAGAGGAGGAGCGAGAGAUCUAUAGGCAGCUGCUUCAGAUGGUCACAGGAAAACAGUUUUCAACAUCCAAGCCAGCCACGCUUUUCUCCCUCCACCCGUCCAGAUGUUUGACUUCCAGUAAAAACGUAGUGACAGAAAUGCCGUGCAAGAAUGCAAAACCAUUCGAAACGUACAGCCUCAGUUCAGGAAGCCAGACAGCCAGUGUUCUGGGAACUCAGGAGCAGCCGUCACACAGGCCACCUCCUUCCCCUGUAUCCAGUUAUCCUGCAGAUGUUACCUUCCAGUCCAAUAAUACCAGCAUUUGGCAUCAGCAAGAUAAUCUGCCAGCCUCCAACGCACAGCCUGAAGGAUCAGACUCGGUCAUUGUGCUCAAGGUGAAAGAUUCCAGAACUUCAACUCCAAGCCUUCCCUUCUUCCAGGCAGAAUUGUGGAUCAAAGAAUUAACUAGCGUCUAUGAUUCACGAGCUCGGGAGAGAUGGCGCCGAAUAGAAAAGCAGAAAGCUUUGGCAUUGCAGCUGCAGAGCCAGAGAUUGCAGGAGCAGGAACACUCGAUACAGGAUCCCGUGGAUUUGAAUCUUCGAGUGCCUCUUGAGAAAGAGAUCCCUGUCACAGUCCUCCCCGAAGAGAGAGAGAGUGCUAAAUCAGCUGAUAACGAAGAGGAAUUCCCCGAAAUCACAGAGGAAAUGGAGAGGGAAAUCAAGAGUGUUUUUCGCAGUGGAAACCAGGAUGAGAUCUUGAGCGAAGCUUUUCGGUUAACGAUAACCCGGAAAGACAUUCAGACCCUGAACAACCUGAACUGGCUUAACGACGAGAUAAUUAAUUUCUACAUGAAUUUGCUGAUGGAGCGAAGCAAAGAAAAGGGGUUGCCAACAGUUCAUGCGUUUAAUACCUUCUUUUUUACCAAGUUAAAAACUGCUGGGUACCAAGCAGUGAAACGGUGGACAAAAAAAGUUGAUGUUUUCUCUGUGGACAUUCUCUUGGUGCCUAUUCAUCUUGGAGUCCAUUGGUGCCUAGCCGUUAUAGACUUCAGAAAGAAAACCAUCACCUAUUACGAUUCCAUGGGUGGAAUAAACAACGAAGCCUGCAGGAUACUGUUGCAGUACUUAAAACAGGAGAGCCUUGACAAAAAACGGAAAGAAUUUGACACGAACGGCUGGUUGUUACUCAGCAAGAAGAGUCAGGAAAUCCCUCAACAGAUGAAUGGCAGCGACUGCGGGAUGUUUGCCUGUAAAUACGCCGACUACAUUACCAAAGACAGACCGAUCAAUUUCACUCAGCAACACAUGCCCUACUUCCGCAAGCGGAUGGCCUGGGAGAUCCUCCAUCGCAGGCUUUUAUGAUGACCCUGUGCCAAAAGCAGGAUCCUGAAGAGAUUCUGCCAAAAGCGUCCAGACUCAUCCUGCUCAGCAAUCUCCACUCUAGCAGAUCUGGGACUUGCAUGGGUUUCCAGGCAAAGAAUCUUCAGUGGCUCAGUAGGAGGUUCUAUGAACGCCACUCAUGGACCAGUGCAUGCUGGAAGCCGUCGGAAGCACACUCGCCUUUUUUCUUGGUUUGUUUGGGGGUUUUAAAUUUGAAACCUAUUUUUAUCAAUCCGUGGGCAGCUUUGGACAUUCAAGAGACUUAUUUUCUGCUUCUAGAAUCUCUUGCUAUCAGUUUCACAGGCUGAUAGCUCUACACUUACAGGUGUCUCUAUUUCAGGGAGGGGGAAGCAAAUGUGGGUCUCAGCAUUCCCACUGUGAGCAGAAGAACUUUGCUCUCGAGCCUCGUGGUGGGUGGGUGGAACGGGGGUACUUGGAGAUGGAUGCUUUGUUAGGACUGCCCUAUAGGAAGACCUGUCAGAUGCCAGCACACAGGAAGCAGCUACUCCCUGGAUUGCCAGCACAUGGUUAUACUAGGGGUUGAUUGAAACUGAACAGAAGAAAGAAAGCCCUUUGUGCUGAUGGUCAGAAACAGUGAUUCUAACUAGGAUUCAUUGAUUUGUUGUGUCUGUCCCACUAGCGACUCCCAUAUGAACUCUGCUCUCUCUCAAAGCCAGCAUUUUCUUUUCCUAGUGACAAGCUCAGCCUAUUGUCCCCUGACAGCAGUGCACCUAAAAUCAAAACCUGCCUACUGUACCCAUGGUGCCUGGGACAGAACAGGAUGUGGCUCUUGCUUCUUGAAGAGCUGACAGGAGAAAAGCAACACGCGAUAGUUUCUUUUGAGAGCAAAUUUGUAAGCUGCCAUGAAUCAGAAGAUCCAGAGGGAUGGGUUUGUUUGGAUCUGCAGCAGCAUUUUUCUGACCAAGGAAAAUAAGAAAUCUCCUAAUUUUUAGCAUAAACUAUGGAAUUCAGGUACAAAUGCAACUUGUAGAUUAGUAUAACUGUACUAAGGAUGGUGAAUUGUUUCUUGCAUUUGUCUCUUACAAGUGUUUCCCAGCGCAACAAAGAACACACAAAUAUGUAUCUUGUUCUGCAGCUGUUCUCUUGCUUCCUCGAUUUUUAAAGUCCUACCAAGAGACAAUGGUUUUGAUUCUCACCAGUCACCUUCAUUCGUGGGCACACAUUUACAACUGAGCGGCAUGGGUGAGAAACACCCUGUAUAUGAAUUCUCCCCUCAUUGCUCGGUAACGUUUUGCCCAGGUAUAAAUGAUGACACAAGGUAUCAGGCCGCAGAUCAAGGUUAAAACGUGCUUCCAGAGGCAUCAUUUUUAGGUACUUUCAGGCUGAGAUUUUCAAAGGUCCCUAAGGGAAUUGGGUACCAAAAUCCCAUUGUUGUUCAGUGGGGAAUUUUUAGACACGUUUAAGCCUAUUGAGAGUCAAUGGGAUUUAGGCAUUUAAGUCAUGUAGAUGUUUCUGAAAACUUUUCCUUGUGUCAGACUCCUUUAGCGUCAUUUGAAAAUCCCAGCCCUUGUUUUUACUGAUGCUUUCAGCUAUCUAAUUUAUUUUGAAGCUUGGGGGUUUGUUUUUUGAGGUCAAAGGGAUGUUUGACUACAAUUUCCCAAACCGCCAAGCCUAGCUUCUCUCUCCAAUGUACGUACCUUUUUGAUUAUCAAGUAAAGAAUUCAAUAACGUGCUUUUGUAUUUUUUUUGUCUCUGAAUAGGGGUAUUUUAUACAUUUUUUUUCUGUACCUGUAUAAGCAGUAGUUUUGUACAAAAUUUCCCCCAACUAGAUUGUGUUCUUAAUAGACUGGUUUGUAACUUUCUUUGUGUGUGUUUUUAUACCAAGCUCAUUUAGUACCUUUUCUAUCUUUUACUGCAAGUAAGAGCUGAAAACUGAAACUGUAUUUUUUGUAAUGUUUCUUGUUUAAAACAGUGAAUAAAUAAAACAGGCUAUAAAA
This is a messenger RNA of Pelodiscus sinensis (Chinese soft-shelled turtle), 3977 nucleotides long. NCBI's taxonomy places the organism in Eukaryota, Metazoa, Chordata, Testudines, Trionychidae. The record is from RefSeq and is a predicted model, not a curated record.